AAGAGGAUUAGGUUUUCCGCGGCGCCUCCUUUCCGCUGUCGCCUUCACGCAAGAAGACACUCCCUCUCUCUCUCUACCCACUCCUCUCUGCUUCUCGGGUUGCUAGGGUUGGUUCCAUGGCUCCAAACUAGGGUUUCAAGGCCUCCUCCUCCUCGCUUCCAAGACCUAGGGUUCCUAUCCUCUUAUCUAUUCCUUCCUGGCCAAUCGAAAUGGCGGCGGCGACGGCGAACCCCUUCGAUCUCCUCGGCGACUAUGACCAUGACGACCCCUCCACCCUUAUCGCCGCGCAGCAGAAGAAGGCGGCGGCGGCGGCGCCUCCUCGGGCCAAGAAGGCUCUACCCCCCGCCCAGCCCUCCACCAACUCGCUGGCCAAGCUGCCCUCCAAACCCCUUCCCCCAGCUGAAGCAGCGAGGGAGGCGAGAAGAGGACGGGGAGGUAGCCGGGCCGGUGGCGGCCGUGGAUCUGGCCGUGGACGCGGCGGAUUCAACGGUCGGGAUAAUUACGGGAGCGAUGAGAACGGGGUGCUCGAGAAUGGGUUCCGGAGGCGGUUCGGGGCGUCAGAGGAUGGAGAGGUGGAGAAGCCUUCGGGUGGCGGUUCUCGUAAUACUUAUCGCGGUGCCCGAGGGGGCCGUCCCCGGGGUUACCUUGAUGGUGAGCCAGAGGAGGGUGAAUGGCCUGCCAGGAGGCAGUUCGAUCGUCACAGUGGUACUGGACGUGGUAGUGGGAUCAAGCGCGAGGGCUCUGGCCGUGGGAACUGGGGGACUCCGACCGACCAAGGACAAGUGAAAAAACCAGAGGAGUUCAUAAAUUCAGUUAAUAUGUAUGCAAAAUUUGAAGAGAAGCCUGUAGGAGAGGAGGAUGGUGUGGCGGUUGACAAGGAGAAUGCACCGGGAGAGACUAAAGAGAAAGAGCCUGAAGAUAAGGAGAUGACUCUCGAUGAGUAUGAGAAAUUACUAGAAGAAAAGAGAAAAGCACUUCAGGCACUACAAAAAAUAGAGGAAAGGAAGGUGGAUGUCGACAAGGAGUUUGAAUUCAUGCAGCAACUCUCUGCCAAGAAAAACAACGAUGAUGUCUUUAUAAAACUGGGUUCGGAACGGGAAUCAGCCAGGAGAAGAGAUGCUGCUGACAGGGAAGAUUCAGCCAGGAGGCCUGCGAUCAUCAAUACCUUUCUGAGACCUGCGGAAGAAGCGAGGCACUAUAAUCCUGGAGGUCGAGGUCGUGGGCGUGGUGGUCGAGGUGCUAGAGGUGGAUUUGGCAGAACCGGCACAAUGAACACUCCACCUCCUUCCAUUGAAGACCCUGGGCAUUUUCCAACGUUGGGCGGCAAUUGAGAGGACUUAAUCUUCCCCCUGUUACUCUCUUUGGUGGGCACGGGAGCCACAGGUAAUUAGACAGUCAGUCUUUUGACUUCUUUGCUGUCCGUCUAUAAAAUGGACCAUGCUGCUUAUUCCUGGAUCCUGUAAUGGAUUUGUCCUCUCUUUUCGAUUUAACCUUGUCAAUGUGCAUCAAGGGGAAUAGAUGGUGCUUUGCUUGUUUAACCAUCUGUGAGAUACAUUAAUGGUGUUGUAUGAAUUUUCCAGUGGUGGUCGUUUCCCCAAGAUCCUUUUUGAUUUUGGGUGGAAAGAUUUGUUAAAUCCGUAGCAUUCUUCAUCAUGAUUGAAGCAUGGAAA
Phoenix dactylifera (date palm) is the source of this 1670-nucleotide messenger RNA. RefSeq names its product RGG repeats nuclear RNA binding protein A. Gene Ontology annotation, cellular component: cytoplasm; nucleus. NCBI's taxonomy places the organism in Eukaryota, Viridiplantae, Streptophyta, Magnoliopsida, Arecales, Arecaceae. The record is from RefSeq and is a predicted model, not a curated record. Gene Ontology annotation, molecular function: RNA binding.